AUGGAUGCUUCCAUGAAUGCCAAACAUGGUGAGGAUGUUGAUUCACUUAAUCAUGAAACGUGCGGCUGGGGUCCAUUCCGGCCAAGAUGUUGUCAGCGGUUCCGAAGUCCUCGCUAUUUACUUCUGUGCCUUUGUGGAGCUUCCUUUAUACAGGGGAUGGUUGUGAACGGCCUCAUCAGUGUAGUGAUUUCCUCAUUGGAGAAACGAUACAGCCUCAGCAGCUCUGAAUCUGGACUCAUUGCUAGUUGCUAUGACAUCAUGUCAGCAAUUAGUCUCAUUCCGAUCAGUUAUUUUGGCGGUAUCGGUGUGAAAUCACGAUACAUAAGUCUGGGUCUGAUGUCCAUAGCUGUUGGUUCAUUUAUUUUUUCAUUACCACACUUUACGUCCGAUGUAUAUAAUUUUGGACGUGUCGAUGAUGAUCAGCUUUGUCUCAUUAAUGGAUCGUCGUCAUGUUCUGCCAAUUCUGCCUCGACUAGUAAUCUGUCCGUCUCCGACUACAAAUAUGUGUUCUACCUAGCCAUGCUAUUAAUGGGCGUAGGAAGUGUGCCUUUAUUUACAUUAGCACAGCCUUUUUUGGAUGAAAGUGUUCCUGUUCGCUCAGCGUCCUUGUAUCUAGGUAUAUAUCAUUGUUGUAAUGUACUGGGUCCUGCUGCUGGCUACAUCAUUGGUGCUGUAUCGCUGUCGUAUUAUGUUGACAUAGACAGAAUACAAACGGUGACUAUAAACUCCGAGAGUUCUCGUUUUGUUGGUGCUUGGUGGGUGGGCUUCCUUUUUGGUGCUAUAUUGGCUGUUAUUAUGUCUAUCCCGUUGAUGGGUUUCCCCAGAAUGUUACCAAAGUCGACAGACUACAAGGAAGGGCGCGAGAAGGAGACAUAUAAGACAGGGGGUCAGUUGGACAGAUCCCUUGGGGAUGGAGAACGGGAGGGAGAAGGGAUUGGGGAGAGAAAAACUGGGAUUUUGGAUGUAUAUAAAUCUUUCAGGGUUCUCUUCAUGAACCCUACAUUUGUGUUCCUGACCUUGGCUGAAACAACUGAGGGUUUUGUGCUGGCAGGGUCGUCCACAUUUCUGCCCAAGUUUGCAGAGGUUCAAUUCAGUUUGCCAGCCGCAACAGCAGCCCUAUAUGUUGGGGCAGCUAUUAUUCCGGCUGGUGGAUUAAGCACGUUCAUGGGUGGGUUCAUUGUAAAGCGAUUUAAUCUGUCUGUGAGAGGAAUCCUCAAACUCUGUGUUGGACUGAUGUCGAUGGCCACAGUCCUGGGGCUGUUUCUCCUCAUUCACUGUCCCAGCGUACCCUUUGCUGGUGUCAAUAUCGAGUACGGUGUACCUAGCUCCUCAGGGACCAAAUUCCUGGGUAGUUUUCGCUCUGACAGUUGUUACCAGAACUGUAGCUGUACCCAAGCUGAUAACUACAAUCCUGUAUGUGGUGUUGAUGGAAUCACUUUCUACUCCCCGUGUUAUGCUGGCUGCUAUAACAUUGACAAAACGACAUCUCCCUGGUCAUAUCGUAACUGUUCCUGUGUGGAGGCUGUAGGAUCAGCAGUGUUUGAGGCUCAACAGGGCACAUGUGAGAGUACAUGUACACUUCUGUCUCCAUUUCUCAUCCUCAGUACCAUCUUUGUACUUACCAAGUUCAUGGUCGCCAUACCAGCUCUGACUGCAACUCUACGAUGUGUGCCUCACAAGCAGAGAGCAUUUUCUCUGGGAAUUCAGUGGACAGUAUCCAGAUGCCUUGGGUUUAUCCCAGGGCCUAUCGUAUUCGGGAAGUUGAUUGACCUGGCUUGUCUGUUGUGGCAGACGGAUUGCGAGAAUGAGGGAUCAUGUUUCUUCUACAACAACGAGAAGAUGAGUUACUUGGCUAUGGCUAUCAUGUUAUGUGCGAACGUGGUCACAGCAUUCUUUAUCUUUCUUUCCUUACGUCUGUAUCGCACUACGUCAGCAAAGAUUGCUACAGAUCAGAAUAAGCCAGCUGACAGUAGCUUCAGAGAAGUGGAUACCAACAUGUCAGCAGAGUGUAAAAAAGAGUCCAUUUUGAAUGGAGAAAAUAUUGUUGCUGAAAUGAACAGUGGAAAUUAUUUCUCUGACAACUGUCACAAGUUGUCAAUGAGCGGUAUAAAAAAAUGUGACCUUGAAAGUCCUGAAUCAAGGGCAGAGAGUCUAGAUAACUCCAAUAACACAUUGACAACUUCAUUAUAG
Messenger RNA from Ylistrum balloti, 2190 nucleotides. Its product is annotated as solute carrier organic anion transporter family member 4A1-like. Gene Ontology annotation, cellular component: membrane. NCBI's taxonomy places the organism in Eukaryota, Metazoa, Mollusca, Bivalvia, Pectinida, Pectinidae. Bases 1 to 2190 code for a protein of 729 amino acids. Gene Ontology annotation, biological process: sodium-independent organic anion transport; transmembrane transport. Gene Ontology annotation, molecular function: protein binding. The transcript is spliced from 11 exons. The record is from RefSeq and is a predicted model, not a curated record.